CUCCAGCGUCUCUCCCUCACCUCGUGUACCAAGGUCCAUUGUUCCACCUGUGGUCAAACGCUCAUGUCCUUUCUCAAGCCACUCAUCUGAACAUGGCCAGUCAAGAAGCUCUGUUUGGUCGUUCCCUGCUGUGUCGCUCCAUUCUCAAAUUCUCACACUCGACUCUUCCUCGCCAGGCGCCCUCUUCCGGAUGGAGUCAUAUUCAAGCUCCAGAUAUUUAUGCUUUGGUCGAACAGCUCGACCAUGGCUGUAUCCAACUUAGGGUCGUCCAGGGGACCCAUGACUUGGAGUGUCUCCCACUUACAGCUAUCAUUCGAGAGACUAGAGAUCUGCAUAGAAGACAACCGAAUCAAGUGACUGAGAACUUGCCUAUCUUUGGUCUGACCAAAGGAACUGCACUGGCUGUCCGCUAUUUCUGUCAAGAUGACCAGGUCAGGCGUAUUCAAUUGCGCUUCGCCGACGAUGCCUCAUGUGACGACAUUGUACAGCUACUUACUAGUCACGGACUGAUGUUUUCCAUACCACUCACCAAACAAAGUACACAGUAUCAAGCUCGUCCCACGACAGUCGACUCGUACAUAGGUCGUCAAAAUUCUGUUCAGUCCGCACGCUUCGACCGACACACCUCUUCCAUAAUCGUUCCGACAGUGCAAGAAACCUUUCGCCCAACCUCUGUCUCUCCCGAAAGACAGCCCAGUAUCAAUCGAGGUGAUCUGUCUGAUAUGCACAUGUUCACUUCUUCGCCGGGACCAAAGGAGUAUGAGACACGAAAUAUCCAAAGACAGCCCACGUUUGCCCCGAUUCGAAUGAGUGCUGAGUCAGAACACCGACCCUCAACUGCGCCUAUCGAGUGGCCAUCGGAUAUGACAAGGAAGUGGCCUCCUCGCAGAGAGCUUCCUUUCCCCAAGCCAUCCAGCAGUCCUGCUAGGACAAAGAUGCUGCCGCCUCUUCCUAAACCUAGUUAUGCUUCAGAAGCUGCGAAAUCAGAAUUGACUGCGAAAGGGGAAAAUGUAAGUCGUUCAUCUCCCGAGAAGCCGCCUCUGGCUCAUCCGGGCAUCACACGACUUGCAACUCCUCGUGGACCAACAAGAUUUGAGCCUCCAGCAUCUCGCAUGUACAAUUUUCGACAGCAAGACGACGAUAUGGCAGUAGACAGUGAUACCGCGAUGCACGACGAAUCUAGAUUCGCAUCUCCGUCCGACAAAACAGCAGUCGAUAGUCGUGCUUCUAGCAGCACUCUGGCUCCCCAAUUGAACGCGGAUGUUGGCUCGGACUCUGACCAACGCUAUCAUAGCAGUGUAAGCGCUGUCCAUCCUAUCGGCUCUGGAGUAACCAACAAGCUAUCCUCAAGUCCAGAGCGUACAUAUCACUCUGGUCUUGAGUACACGCCAGCCUCUAGUCCGUCAGAGAAAUAUAGCCAGCGUCUCGCUCAGAAGCAUAGUCGUGAGCAAGCAGACAUGCAGGACGUCGAGAUGACGACAAUAGAGAGUGCAGCACAACGAGAUGCGCAGGCAGAGCUCAAAUAUCAUGCCGAGCUACCUAAAGAAAAACGUAUGGAGACCAUCAAUCAGUUCAUUCUGGCCAGCAUCGAGAACGAUGAGUUUUUGAAGUUGUGCGUCGACGUCGAGGCAUGUUGGCAACGCAAGGUGCUUGAUAAACGUAUCUGAUUUCGAAUGGGUACAAAUUUGCUCAGAAGACUCAAGCAGAUUUCGCAAUGCACGCAUACAUGUAUACAUACUGCCAUUGCUGAUGGAGGC
Messenger RNA from Aureobasidium subglaciale EXF-2481, 1757 nucleotides. RefSeq lists its product as uncharacterized. Gene Ontology annotation, biological process: reciprocal meiotic recombination. NCBI's taxonomy places the organism in Eukaryota, Fungi, Ascomycota, Dothideomycetes, Dothideales, Saccotheciaceae. The record is from RefSeq and is a predicted model, not a curated record. The transcript is spliced from 3 exons. Bases 93 to 1667 code for a protein of 524 amino acids.